Molecule: messenger RNA, 2104 nt
Organism: Brassica napus (rape)
Lineage: Eukaryota; Viridiplantae; Streptophyta; Magnoliopsida; Brassicales; Brassicaceae
Product: flavin-containing monooxygenase FMO GS-OX-like 4
Exons: 7
Coding region: 34-1383 (449 amino acids)
Molecular function (GO): N,N-dimethylaniline monooxygenase activity; NADP binding; flavin adenine dinucleotide binding
Source: RefSeq, a predicted model, not a curated record
UAUUCUCCGUGUCUUGGGAAUCAAGUAAACACAAUGGCACCUUCCUUAUCACCAACCAGGUCGCACCACGUGGCUGUUAUCGGAGCUGGAGCCGCCGGUUUAGUAGCGGCGAGAGAGCUUCGUCGGGAAGGACACUCCGUCGUCGUCUUCGAGAGGCAGAAACAGGUCGGAGGAACAUGGAUCUACACAGAUCACGUCGAAACGGAUCCGUUAAGCGUUGACCCGAACCGAACAGUUGUUCACUCGAGCGUCUACGCCUCUCUCCGAACUAACCUCCCUCGAGAGUGUAUGGGAUACUUAGAGUUCCCGUUAGUGGUCCGAUCCGGCGAUCCGAGGAGGUUUCCGAGCCACGGAGAGGUUCUUGCGUAUCUGCAAGACUUCGCUAAGGAGUUUGCCAUCGAGGAGGUGAUACGGUUCGAGACGGCGGUUGAGAGAGUUUCUCCGGCGAAGGAGGGUGGGAACGGGAAGUGGAGGGUUGAAUCUACGGAGACGGAGAAGAGAGUUCGCCGUGAUAAGGUUUACGAUGCUGUUGUUGUUUGUAGUGGGCAUUACAUUGAACCUCGUCUCGCUGACGUUCCUGGGAUAAGUUCUUGGCCAGGGAAGGAGAUGCACAGCCAUAAUUAUCGUAUCCCUGAACCUUUUAAACAUCAGGUUGUUGUGCUUAUUGGGAACUCUGCAAGUGCUGUUGAUAUAAGUAGAGACAUUGCUGGACAUGCCAAAGAGGUUCAUGUGGCUGGUAGGUCAAAUGCAGCUGAUACCUUUAUCAAACAGCCCGGUUACAGUAACCUGUGGAUGCAUUCAAUGAUUGAUCGUGUCCAUGAGGAUGGUUCUGUGGAUUUUCAGAACGGGAAAACGAUUUUGGUUGAUGUUAUUAUGCAUUGCACUGGGUAUAAGUAUCACUACCCGUUUCUUGAAACAAAUGGAAGUGUUACUGUAGUUGAUAACCGUGUGGGGCCAUUGUACAAAGAUGUCUUUCCUCCAGCAUUAGCACCGUAUCUCUCCUUCAUCGGGAUACCAAGUCAGGUUUCACCAUUUCGUUUGUUUGAGCUGCAAAGCAAGUGGAUCGCUGGUGUUUUGUCGGGUCGGAUUAUCCUUCCAUCAAAGGAAGAUAUGAUGAAGGAUAUCAAAUCCUUCUAUGCAACACUUGAAGCUCAGGGGAUUCCAAAAAGAUAUACCCACCGUACCCAAUUUGAGUACAAUGAUUGGUUGGCUUCGCAAUGCGGAUGCUCAGAAAAAGAGCAGUGGAGGAAAGAGAUGUAUUUGACGACUGGAGUGAGGAAGAAAGCGCAUCCAGAGACGUACAGAGACGAGUGGGAAGAUCAUCACUUGGUUUCUCAAGCUUACCAAGAUUUCUCUUUAUAUACACUCACUUGUAAUAUGUAAGUUUUUCUUUGGAAAGAUGUUCUAGACCUCAAUUAUUGUCGUGAUAUAUUAAAAAAGAAGAAGCAAUUGUACAACUUUGGAUCACUCAUAAAGCAAAGGGGUAAAAAACCCCGUCUAACAUAUUGUUAUAUGUUUAACUUAUAAAACAAGCAUACCAUCGUGUAAAUAAAUACAUAAAUUUUGAGAAAAUUUAAAUAUCAUUUAUCUUAUUACUUUUGGCGAAAUCAUAUACCAACUGCUACAUCAACGGCUAUAUCAUCUCAUUUUGCUGAUACGGAUAUCAUGUCAGCGAAUUCUUUCUCUUUGAUUAUUGUAUCAUGUAGCUGCUUGGCGACGACGGUUACUAGUAGCAGAAAGGUAGAACAGCUGACUUCUACCUUUGCAGUUAAAAUGCUAUUGUAUAUUUCAUAUCCUGCUUACACGUUCAUCAGUUCAGACAUAUUUUUGUGUUCAAAUAUCAAAUGUCCUUUGUGACUACUAUAUUUCAAUCUAUGAUCUUAGGAUCGUAAUUUCAACCCACAUCUAUUUGCUUCACUUCUAAGUUUAUUUGUUAUCCAUUUCUUCUUCUGGCAAUGUGUUUUCUUUGUUUAGAAGUGGAAUGAGUAGUGAAUUUGCAUUAGGGCUGUUCAAUAUGGUAAAACCGAACCGUACCGAACCGAACCGAACCGAAAUAGACAAUAUGGUUUGGUUUUGGUAUAUACCAUAUAAACCGAAUGGAUAU